GUUUGGGAGUCGAGUCGCACUGUCCGCUGCAGUGAUGGGCCGCGAGGGGGUGCCGUUGUCACUGUCACUCGUUACUCGCAACAGCAGCUAGGGGGCUCUGGUCUUGGUCUUCCUUACCUUCCCCCCCCCACCUCCCCUACAUUGACCCCUACCACCUCUUCCGUUCUCCCCCUCACCCUCUGGAACUGAAUUUUUAUUUUCCCCCUUUGGCACCGUAUAUCUUUGUACCCCUCCCGCUCUGUCUCAUGAUAUUGUUUUUUACCCCGCACCAGGGUCUGGAGGAGUCCAUGUCUCGCUUCUACAUCGCCUCCAUCGUGCUGGCGCUGGAGUAUCUGCACGACAACAGCAUCGCAUUCCGCGACCUCAAGCCGGAGAACGUGCUCAUUGAUGCGCAGGGCUACGUGAAGCUGGGUGACUUUGGAUUCGCCAAGAUGGUGGAGACGGGCGGGCGCACCUACACCUUCUGCGGCACGCCGGGAUACGUGGCGCCGGAGAACGUGAUGGGGCGGGGAUACAACCACUCGGUGGACUGGUGGACCCUGGGCGUGCUGAUGUACGUGCUGCUGACGGCGCGCCAGCCCUUCACCAGCCCCAAGACGCAGGACCCCAUGGAGGUGAUGCGGCGCAUCGUGGACGAGCGCUGGCCCAUCAAGUACCCGCCCUACAUGAGCGAGGAGGCGACGGACCUGAUCAGCAAGCUGCUGGAGAGGAAGCCGGUGAAGCGGAUUGGCAUGCUGCAGGGCAAGGCUCGCGACAUCAAGCAGCACCCCUGGUUCGCCGGGUUCGACUGGGAGGGGCUGGCCGCACGCCGCAUCGACCCGCCCCGCAAGCCCAAGGAGAGCGACAGCGCCAAGCGCAAGAGCGAGCUGGCGGAGGCGCACCGGGGGGAGCCCAAGGAGCCGCCGCCGGCCACCGCGCAGGAGAUGGCGGAGUGGGACCGCAUGUUCCGGGACUUUUAAAGAGUAGAAAGGGGAGGGAAGGAGGAUGGAAUUUGCUUGAUAGAAGUGGAACGGGGGAGGGAGGAGGGAAGGGAGAGGUGGAAGAGCAGGAGGUGGUGGUGGCUGUGAGCUUGACCCACGGUGUGUGGCUUUACUUAUGUGUGUGUGUGCAUCGGUUGUCGGCUGCACACGUUUAUGCAUGAGCGGUGCCGUAUUGAGCAUUUUGCUUUUCGGGUAAUGGGGGCGGGAAAAGAAUGGGAAAGGAAGGGAAGAGGAGGAGGUGGAUAGUUAGGGUAACUGUCUUGGGGUUUUGUUUGUAGGUUGUGCUUAUCUGGAAACGUUUGACCGAUCAACUACGUAGCGUCACACACGACUACACGACUCGUAUCGCGCGUCACACACAGAUGGUUUCCUGGCAAGCGCCAAUCUGCAUGUAUGGGCAACCCCUUGCGUUAAGCCACGUUGGGCCAUGUUACUAACCCAUUUGCGUUGCUGGGACCUUUGACCUGGACGACGACAUGUGUUUAUCAUGUUUCCAUUUCUCGCGGUUCCCGCGUUUGUGUUGUGAGUUGUCAGCUAUUGAGUCUUUGAAGGUGAGGUCUUUCGGUCUAUCUUGAGGGCGCCAGCAGCCCCUCUCAUUGCGGUGGCUGGUGGAAGGAAGAUUGUCAUGAAGUUCCCUACUUGUUAUAGAGGAAGAAGAACGAAAUAUACAAGCAAUAUAUCAAAACCACUCAUGCCUUACAUUCGGCGUUUCGCGUUUUUCUGCGCCUCCGUGAUGAAUAAGUCGUGUUGCAAUGAACCGGAUGUCGCGGGCCGCAAGGGGAAGAUGCGGGUGUGUGUGUGGGUUUAAGGAGGGCAGGGGGUGGGAGAUUGCGGGUGUUUAGAAAACUGGCCACACGCAUGGCACUCUUCCUCCUCCUGUGUUCGUUUGAAGAUUUUGCUGAUGAGAGCUCGGUAAUGCUGUUGUGGGAGGAGGGGAGCAAGUGCAGGUUCUGACAUGUCAGGUGGAGGAGCAGGUUUUGACAGGUUGCGCACUUUGACAGGGAGGAGUAUCUGCCUGGUCGGACGCAAGUAUGUUAAUCGUGAUUGGUGUAAAGAAAGCUUGGGUGGAGUUUUGUUACCGGUAGCUGCUCCUAGGCUCGGAGAAUAAACCACCUUUUGCUCCGGCCGAGGCUUUUGUAUGUGCUGCUGCUGCUUGGGCGGUGGCGGCGGUGAUACACCGAUAUAUAUGUGCGGGCUUCCUUGUUGUAUCACACGUGUGUGACGUUCGUUUCGCUGCGAACCGUUGGUAGUUCGUUGCGAAUGUCGUGCCGUGGAUUGUAUAACUGACUCUUCUUCUGAGAGUGACUUGACAGCAUGGAUAUUAAAGGCGUUGCCAAAGCCGCCGCAUAUGCGGCGUUUGGGUUACUACUAGAGAGGGUUGACGCAACUGCUAUUAUCAACAGCGCUACUAGGAGAAUAAAAAAGUAUGCAAACGCGCAGAAGUGCACGAACGGAUGAGGGCUGUGCGGAUGGGUUGGGUGUUGGGCGGGUGGUUGGCUGACGCACAUGGCAACCUUGGUCUUUGGUGUGAUG
Messenger RNA from Astrephomene gubernaculifera, 2513 nucleotides. The record is from the annotation of a GenBank genome assembly. NCBI's taxonomy places the organism in Eukaryota, Viridiplantae, Chlorophyta, Chlorophyceae, Chlamydomonadales, Astrephomenaceae.